CUAACCCUGAGUGCAGGCUGCGUGGACCAUAUGUCACUGCAGAGUCCUGACACUGUGUCUGGCUCAGUAUUUAAACCCACUUCACUGACUGUGGCCUUUCUGCAUUCUGCGGGUUGUGUUUGUGUUUGAGGUGUGCGUGCGUGCGUGCGUGCGCGCGUGCGUCAGGGGCGUGGAGGUGGAGGGGUGUGUUGCAUCCUCUCACGUGACCAGCCUGUCUGUCCUCUCCUCCUCAGUCCGGAUCUCUUUGUUGUGGUUGCAGCUGCUGCUCUCUUUACGCACCGCGUCUCCGCUCCGCCGGAGCCUCGACCGCUUUAUUACCGCGCGGAAACGCUGCCGGAGCGCCGUGCUCAUCGCUCUUCCUGGGGACCGGGACGUGGCGGGUCGUUACGUGCGCGACAUCCGACGGAUAUCAGCUCAGAUCUGCCUAAAAAGACGCGGGGCUUCGGUGCGGAGGAAGGACGGAUGGCGAGGAUGCUGCCGCUGCCUCCUCUGCCUCUACCCUGGACAAACCGGACCGCCUCCGAGGUUUCUUGAACGCGGAAUCAGGCGCGGAGCUCGCUGCACAUUCCUCCAUCUUCAGCACAGAGCUCUCUCUGCUCUCCUCUCUCCAGGCUUCGCUGCCCUCCUUUCAGCGGGACACGGCGUGGGGCAGACUGGGUGUUUUCCGUUUGCUCGCCUUUUCACCUGAACCGAGAACCGAGCGAUCCGUCUGUCGGUGUCUGCAGGUCGGAUCAUUACCACCACCACCAUCAUGGUGUCAGGCCCUGGGAGGUGUCCCGGCGGGGUGGUCCGGUACCUGGUGUCCGCCUGUCUGCUGUCUCUGCUGCUCUACCUGCCGGAGGCUCGGGCGUCCUACUACCCUCAGAGCGGAGAGUGCAAAGGCAAAGGGAAGGACUGCACAGAUCUGUCAGAGAAGAAGAGCGACCUGAGGGUUUGUGAUGACUCCACCUGUCGAUUCGGAGGCGUCUGCAGAGACGACGGCGCUCAGCUCAAAUGUGUCUGCCAGUUCCAGUGCCACAAAAACUACAUCCCCGUGUGCGGCUCAAACGGAGACACCUACCAGAACGAGUGCUACAGGCGACAGGCGUCCUGCAAACAGCAGAGACUCAUCUCCCGAGUGUCCGACGGUCCCUGCUCCGCCGAUCCUGGCUCUGGUUCAGGAGACGGAGACGACGAUGAAGGCUCGGGCUCUGACGUUGGGAAGAAGUUCACCAAGUGCAGCACAUGUAAAUACGGAGCGGAGUGUGACGAAGACUCAGAGGACGUGUGGUGCAUAUGUAACAUCGACUGCAGCGGCCACAAUGAAAACCCAGUGUGCGCCACUGACGGAAACUCCUACAACAACCCCUGUCUGGUCCGAGAGGCGUCGUGCAUGAAGCAGGAGCAGAUCGACGUCAAACACCUGGGCAGGUGCCCCGCUGAUAAAGAAAAACUGGGAAAGAAAGACGACAGCAGUUCUUUCAAAAUAAAUGUCUUAGAGACCACGGGUCUGGAUCACGGUGACGGCUUCUAUGCCGGGAUGCCGAUCCCCUGCGCCGACAGCUACGCCGGCUUCUGCGUUCACGGGAAAUGUGAGAUCAAGUACAACAUGGCCACCUGCAGAUGUGAUGCAGGUUACAAGGGUCCACAGUGUGACGAGCCUCAGGACUUCAACAUCCUCUACGUGGUCCCCAGUGGACAGAAGCUGCACUACGUCCUCAUCGCCGCCAUCAUCGGCGCCGUGCAGAUCGCCAUCAUCGUCGCUGUGGUGAUGUGCAUCACAAGGAAAUGUCCAAAAAACAACAGAGGUCGCCGACAAAAACAAAACCUUGGACACUUUUCCUCGGACACUAACUCCAGGAUGGUAUAGCCGUGUUUGGUGGUGGUUGUUUUUGAUAAGUUUUUUUCUUACUGCGCGGGAAUGCCAUUUUUUAACAGUAGAUGUGUGAUAUUAAUUUUUUUUCUCCUGGGAAACCAUAAAAAAGAAGAAUGAGAAUAUUUAUUUAAGGGGCCUUAUUUUCUCUCCAUUGAUUUUAGAUGGAAUUGAUGCGCAUUUAUUCGUGCGGUCAUAAUUUUGGUUGUUUUGUUUUAUUUCUUUUUUUUUCCGUAAGACCAAGUACAAGGAGCCGAAUCGACAAAACCCGCUGUCACUUUCCAUCGUUACCGUGUGUGAUGUCUUAAUUUCUCUAACUGCUUCCUUCGAGGUUUCGUUGAAUGCUUUAUGGUUCCUCUGGUAAACUGGCUAACAGAGUAAUGUCCGCCCCUCGGGAAUGUGCUAUUUAUUUUUACGCCCUUCUCUCUUUCACUUUUUACUAAUAAUGUGCAGCUGAUCACCAAAUGCAGUUCGUUUUUAAUUUUUUGUAUUUUGUCCUCUUUGGUAGGAGGUGAGAAGGGGCCAGCCAGUGAUAUAGAUAUGUUUACACUUAUUCUUUGGUAUGAAAUUCUGUGUAAAGACUUCACUGUGUUUAAACAAGCUAAUAAUUUAUUAUUAUUCCUAUGAUUAUUUUUUUGAGGUAGUUUUUACUUAAAGUUUUUACGUUAACUUUUCUUGUAAACAUUGCUUUCUAAAUUCUAGUUCCUGUAUAUUCGCAUGACUUGUGAAACCUGUGUACUGUGGUGUAGUUUUAACUUUUUAAAAAGAAAAGCUGAUGGCUUUGACGCCGUCUCCAUCUCAGAGCCGCCGAGAUCCGGCAGCGGUGGAAAUCCCAAAGUCGGACGGAGGAGCGGAGGACGCCGAGCGGGGAGGUGUUAGUCUGUGUUGAUGAAAGGAAUGUGUAGUGUUUAAACUCUGCGGAGGACAGAAACAUUUGUAGACGUCUCUGACGGUGGUAAACUUUGGAGUAUGUUCUUCUAAAACCACUUUUGCUUUAAUGAGGAGCAGAUUGGUGUUGAUUGUAUAACGCUCAGACGCAGAAAUGAUUCUGCAUCUGUUUGAAAUUCUGAGUUCAGAGGAUCGUGACGGAACGGUGCCGACUGUUCGGGGGUUUGCAGGACUUGAGGUCAGCGAGAUAUUUUUCAUGUAACUGGACGAAGUCUUGGUUGAUGAGAAGCUGUAAUCAAGGAUUUUCUUUGAAUGUGAAAGAAAAAUGUUCUUUUCUUCCUUUUGUUUGUUUGAAUUUAGCCUUUGCUCCUCAGUGAGACAUUCCAAGCACAGAGAAUCCCUCAGUGAAAACCAUAACAGCUCUAUGGGCAAUAUUUGAAACAUACUUCAUGGUAAAGACCCCGUUUCUUUCUGUACGAAGGUGUGAUCAGACGCACGUCUUUGAGAUGUUGGUGGUUUGCAGCUGACUCUUAGUGUAAUAAUGUGAUGAAAUCUCAGCAUUAAACAGAGAAGACAGACCAAUACCCACAGCUGCUGUGACUUUAGGCAGACGAGAAACUUUCCUGCACAUCUGGUCAAACUGCAGUCCGACCACUGUCUCCAUGGAAACCGUGCAUCCAUUCAUGAAAAUGCCUUUUCUGUGUUGCGCCCAUGUGACCCUGACUUCACUGGAACACAAGCUGUUGUUCAAAGUCCCGUCAUGUCUUUGCGAUUUGUCAGAGAGUUGUAACUGCACUCCACCUGUUUUUCACCUGUCUGCUGAAACAUCACAAACUAACCAGUCACCACUGGUGGCGUCCAGCGAUGACGCCUGAUCACAAACUGACUGGUGUUCAUUUUCUGGAAAUGUAUCCUUCACUUCCUCCACAUCGCUGCAGCCGCACACUGUAUUUGCCAUGUUCAGUACGGGGCAGGUCAGAGACAUCCUGUCUUACUCAGUGGAGUUUUGUAUGUGAAGGCAGAGGUCGAGCUGUCACAGAGUUUUCCAGCAGCAUUUGAGCCUCAGCAUCACUCGUUCACGUCACAGUGGAUUUUCUCGAAGCGCAAGCUGCCAUGAAAAAUCAAAUCUUUAUCAGUAACAUGUACCUGCUGUUCUUAUUCUACAGCUGAUUUGUUCCGACGAUGUGAACACACAAAUUCUCCCCAGAAAAUAUUCAAAUCUUCUGUUUCUUGAACACAGGUGAGCAGUGUUUGAUGAAUCAGGACCUUCUGUGGCAAUUACCUAUGCAUUAACUCUACUGGGGGGAGGGAUGGGAGGAGGGACGGGAGGGGGGAGGGACGCAGCACAGGGAGCGAGAGGCAGCUGUCCUCUGACGGAGCUCACUGGCCCCUGAACGUCCGUUAGCUCAAAACAAAUUCAGUAAGACCAAUAAUAUGACUCAUUUUUUUAUUUUUAUUAUUAUUACUUAUCUUACCAGCUCACGAACAACAAAGGUAGAAGGAAAUCAAAGUCGAUUUGCUGUCCAGUGUAAGUUAGCACUGGUAACUGUUCUGUUUUACGGCUCUGUGUUCAUUCAGUAAUCGUUUGUGUUUCGUUGCGCGUGCGUGGUAGAGGCAUUGAUCAGCAGCAGAGGGUCCUGAUCCAGAACUGGAGUAUCUGAGGAGGAGGGAGUGAAGCUCUGAGGCUGUGCUCGGUGCUCGGUGCUCGGUGCUUCUCUGUGUGUUGAUAGUUUUUUUAUUUUCUGUCACAGGAGUUUUUCUGUAACGUCCACAGGUCGUAGGUCAGCCCCCGCCCCCUCCGCCAAGCAACGUGUUUCUACUUGUUGUCGACCAUCGCAGCUGUAACUUCUCUAUAUGUGACUAGAAUGUGUUUGACAUGUUAAUAUUCUGCAUGUAGACUGUGAGAGGCUAUUUUUGGUCUCUGCCAAAAUAAAAAAAUGGAAAUGUUUUUUUUAAUGUA
Toxotes jaculatrix (banded archerfish) is the source of this 4700-nucleotide messenger RNA. It is a transcript of the gene tmeff1a, whose product is annotated as transmembrane protein with EGF-like and two follistatin-like domains 1a. The coding region runs from base 752 to 1849 and encodes 365 amino acids. The transcript is spliced from 11 exons. Lineage: Eukaryota; Metazoa; Chordata; Actinopteri; Toxotidae. The record is from RefSeq and is a predicted model, not a curated record. Gene Ontology annotation, molecular function: protein binding.